CGCGACGAUUCAUUUCUCGCGUUGGCGAUGGAACUCGUCGGUGGGUAGGAUUUGCAAAUGGAGGUCGCGGAAAAAGCUUAGACAUUGAACGACAAUAGGUACAUUUACACCAUGUCAGACUCUCUUUAUGAAAAGUUUCUGGCCCCAGAGGAGUAUGAGAAGUUUCUGGCCCCAGAGGAGCCGUUCCCUCUUCUCUCCCAGAGAGCCAACCUCAGCGAUGUGGGGACCCUGGACGUCAGUGAUUUCAGCUGUCAGCUCUCAUCCUGUCAUAGGACUGACCCCCUACGCCGCUUCCAUGGCAACAGGUGGAACCUCACUUCCUGUGGCACAAGCGUGGCCAGCUCCGAGUGCAGCGAGGAGCUCUUCUCUUCUGUAUCUGUGGGUGACCAGGAUGAUUGCUAUUCCCUGCUGGAUGACCAAGAGCUGACAUCCUUGGACCUCUUUCCCGAGGGCAGUGUUUGCAGUGAUGUCUCCUCCUCCAUCAGCACCUACUGGGACUGGUCAGAUAGCGAGUUUGAGUGGCAGCUGCCAGGAAGUGACAUCACGAGCAACAGUGAUGUUCUGUCUGACAUCAUCCCGAGUAUCCCCAAUUCACCUUGUUUGGUUCCCAAAAGGAAACCAAAGCCCCACCCUCACCGUAACCUGGAUGAGUUGCCGUGGAGCGCGAUGACCAAUGAUGAACAAGUGGAAUACAUCGAGUACCUGAGUCGUAAGGUCAGCACAGAGAUGGGCCUGCGAGAGCAACUGGACAUCAUUAAGAUCAUCGACCCCUGCGCUCAAAUCUCCCCCACGGACAGCGAGUUCAUCAUUGAGCUCAACUGUCUCACUGAUGAGAAACUCAAGCAGGUACGUAACUACAUCAGAGAACACGGCCCGAGGCAGAGGGCCAGCAGCACCAGGGAGGCUUGGAAGAGGAGCAGCCACAGCAGCGCCAGCGCGAGCGGCAUCAGCGGGGCCAGCAGCAGUAACGCCAGCAUGGUCAGCUCGGCCAGCUCCUCCACCAGCUCCACGGCCUCCAACUCUGUCGCAGGUGGAACAGCUUCCGCCUGCAGCGGAAGCAGUGUUGCUAACAUUAGCAGAGCCCACAGCGAUGGCAAUCUUUCCAGCGCUGCCGAACGCAUCAGAGACUCCAAAAAACGUUCGAAGCAGCGCAAGCUCCAGCAGAAGGCUCUGCGCAAGCGUCAGCUGAAGGAACAGCGUCAGGCCCGCAAGGAGCGUCUGAGCGGCCUGUUCCUUAAUGAGGAGGUGCUAUCGCUGCGGGUAACCGAGGAAGAUGACCACGGUGACGACCUGGACAUACUCAUGUGACACCAGUGAAGGAAUCAGUGCUCCCUCUAACGCCUACUCUUGCCACUGUAGAGAUUAGCAUGCUUACUUAGUUUAGUGUCAGACAACGCCACCCUUUGACUUUGCUGUUACGAAGAUCUUCGAGGAGCGAGUGAUAAACAUGGUCACUUUGACAGGGUUUGACGAUUCCUUCCAAAACGUGGGGGAUAUUUGGGCUGACGUGACAUUUCAGCAUGAAACUAAAAUGCACUUUAACUGUGCAGGUGGAAUAUUAAUUCUUAAUGUGUCCCAAAUAGGGUAACACAGUAAACUCCACGCACCUCCCCAAAAUAAAAUAAUUAUUAUUGUGCAAAAAAAAAAAAAAAAAAUACAUAUCGCCCUCUACUGUUGUCUGAAAAUGACAUCAAGGUGCCAUCGCGAACUUCAACAGUUCACCUGUUUUCUGGCUUUGGCCUCGUGGUGUUCACAAUGCAAACCUGAGGGAAGGUUGACAUUAAUUUCAUUGGACAGCACAGGACGGUAUAAGAUAAACUGGCAGAGUUCUGAGAUGAAUGAUUCAUCUGUGUUAUUCUGAUUCCUCCAACACAAUUUUAAUCAAAUGACCAUCUAUAAUUGUAAAGAUUUUUUUUUUUUGCCAUGAUGUCCCCUUUAAGAGCAAAAUUCAAAACAGGCUGAUGAUCCACUAAUCGAAAUUGUGAAUUUUGCCGUUCAGCUCCCUGUACCAGAACCAUAAGUUGAGCAAAAGUAAGGAUGUUCGGUCCCACUUUUUUUUUUCAACGCUAGAUACCAAUAUGAAUAUUCACGCUUUGAGUGUUCACCGAUACCAAGUACAGAUAUUUGUGCUUCUUUUGAUCUAUACAAUUUCAUUUAUCACAAUGGAACAUUUUGAUAAAGAUGAUGAUUCACCAAUGUGCCAAUCUGCCGCAGUGUAGCACCAAAAACUGCUAAGAAGUUAUUUGACUUCUGUUUUUUUCCUCCCUUGCCUUAAGUCUCAGUGGCUGGUAUCGGCAGCUUCCGUGAGUACCCGAUACCUUAAAAUAAGGCCAGUAUUGCCCAAUACCGAUACCUGUUACCACUACUCGCCGAUCCCUAGCAAAAAGUACUGAACCAUGAAACAGUUUGACACUUAGGGAUAACUAAAUUAAGCUCACCGGUAAGGGUUACUGUGCAUUUUGGAUUCAUCCUGAAAUUUCACUGCUUAAGUCCAACAUUUUUGUGAGUUAAUGUACAUCUAAAUUUGGCUACUGUAAGUUGAGAAGCUUGGACAUUAUAGAAGCUGAAUUUAGCUGCGCUAAGCUAACCCGCUGCUAACUGAGACUUCAGGUGGAAGGACAGAAGCGGACUAUGCUGAGCUAGAUCCGCGCUGUUCUUCUAGCUUAUGGUUCCAUUCCAUCGUCAAGGCUUAGGUGGAGCACUGAACACACUGCAUGUUAUCGCCGGCGCCUCCUCUAUAUGAUUCAGUAAACUUCAGCGGUCCUCCUUUUCCACUACAGCCGUUAACCAAAUGUAUGUGUGCUGUAAAUAAAUGCAUAUUUACUGCCUGUUUCUGCUUAUCCCCAGCGGUAAAGGUUUAAUUCAGUGUUUUCCCUCUCCCUUUGUGUGUCUUGCAAGAGUAGUGGCGCUAUUGAAAUUAAUCAUAGUUAGACUUGUUUUGUAUUUGUUUAAACCUGGUUUCCCUCCUGAUAGCACUCUGAAUGUAAUUCUACCACGCUCAGUGAAUGAAUUGACGGUCUCCCGCAAGUCUUAGGACAGGUUAGUGUGCUCAUGUCUUGGACACAGCUGCCAUGGUUUCUGAUUUCUAACAUCAGGCUAGUAAUACUACUGUUUGAUGUACAAUGUUUGAUGGCAUUGUAAGUAACAACCUUUUUGUUCUCUCAACUUCUACUGUGAUGUGUUGAACCACUUAACAGCCUUGAUACUUUAUCAUAUACUCUAGCUUUGGCUCUCACCUCCCCUGAAUAUUUUUUUUUAAAUUGCAGCAAUUCUUUUCAAUGCAGUUAUAUAUAUAUAUAUAUUCUGUAGUGUUUUAGUAGUAAAAUUCUAUUUUGGGAAAAAAAAAAGUCAGAUAAUUUUGAAAAGAAAAAAGUAACAGUGUGAUGCAGUGAAACUGUAAAUAAUCUUUUGCUGAUUAUAACAUUAAAAUGAUGAGAAAACAUGUC
Messenger RNA from Hippocampus comes (tiger tail seahorse), 3446 nucleotides. RefSeq names its product family with sequence similarity 199, X-linked (gene fam199x). The record is from RefSeq and is a predicted model, not a curated record. NCBI's taxonomy places the organism in Eukaryota, Metazoa, Chordata, Actinopteri, Syngnathiformes, Syngnathidae. The transcript is spliced from 8 exons. Bases 112 to 1308 code for a protein of 398 amino acids.